Molecule: messenger RNA, 3636 nt
Organism: Sinocyclocheilus grahami
Lineage: Eukaryota; Metazoa; Chordata; Actinopteri; Cypriniformes; Cyprinidae
Gene: lmnb2
Product: lamin B2
Exons: 12
Coding region: 1-1572 (523 amino acids)
Biological process (GO): nuclear envelope organization; nuclear migration; nuclear pore localization
Cellular component (GO): nuclear envelope; nuclear lamina
Molecular function (GO): structural constituent of cytoskeleton
Source: RefSeq, a predicted model, not a curated record
AUGUCGCGCACAAACUUGGUGUGUUUGGUGUCUGGGAUAAAGUCUCUCUACGAGGCCGAGCUCGCGGACACCAGGCGUGUGCUUGACGAAACGGCGCGUGAAAGAGCCAAACUUCAGAUCAAUCUGGGAAAAGCCAACUCGGAGCUCGAGGAGGUCACCCGCAACUAUAAGAAGAAGGAUGGAGACUUGGCUCUGGCUCAGGCUCGUAUCAAGGAACUGGAAGCGCAGUACAACAAGAACGAGGCGGCUCUCAACACGGCGCUCAGCGAGAACAAGUCUUUAUCAGCAGAACUCGCCGACCUGAAGGCUCAGCUGGCCAAAGCUGAAAACGCUCACGGUGUGGCCAAGAAACAGCUGGAGGCGGAGACGCUGAUGAGGGUGGAUCUGGAAAACCGCUGCCAGAGUCUGGCGGAGGAGCUGGAGUUCAGGAAGAGCAUGUUUGAGGAGGAGGUGCGUGAGACUCGCCAGCGUCGUGAGAAGCGCAUGGUGGAGGUGGAUUCGGGCAUGCAGCAGGACUACGAGUUUAAGCUGGCACAGGCGCUGCAGGAUCUGCGCAGACAGCACGAGGAGCAAGUGCAGAUCUACAAGGACGAGCUGCAGCAUACCUUCAAGGCCAAGCUGGAUAAUGCCAAGGUGUCGUCUGACCUGAAUGAUAAGGCAGUGCUCACCGCCCGCGAGGAGCUGCAGGAAGCCCACAUGAGGAUCGAGGGCCUGAGCUAUCAGCUCAGUGCUCUGCAGAAACAGGCGUCUGCCGCUGAGGAGCGCAUCCGCGAGCUGGAGAGCAUGCUGUCCAGCGACCGGGACAAGUACCGCCGACAGCUAGACGCCAAGGAGCGCGAGAUGGCCGAGCUGAGGGAGUGCAUGCAGCAGCAGCUCAACGAGUACCAGGAGCUGCUGGAUGUCAAACUGGCCCUAGACAUGGAGAUCAACGCCUACAGGAAGCUGCUGGAGGGCGAGGAGGACAGGCUGAAGUUGUCCCCCAGUCCGUCCUCACGGGUCACAGUGUCCCGCACCACAGCGAGCAGCACUUCUAUGUCUUCACGUAGCACCCGCGCCAAGAGAAAGCGCGUGGAGCUGGAGGAAGCGUCCACUGCGGCUCCUAAAGUGCAGAUCAGCCAGGAGGCCGAAGCCACGGGCAGCGUCAGUAUCGAGGAGAUCGACCUGGAGGGGAAAUCGGUGACCCUCAGGAACAACUCUGACAAGGAUCAAUCUCUGGGCAGCUGGCGACUAAAGAGACAAAUUGCCGAUGGAGAGGAAAUCACCUAUAAAUUCAGUCCCAAGUUUGUCCUGAAGGCCGGCCAGACGGUAACGGUGUGGAGCGCUGAUGCCGGCGUGUCCCACAGUCCUCCUUCAGACCUGCUGUGGAAGAGCCAGAGCUCUUGGGGCACCGGAGAGAAGAUCCUCACUUUACUGGUUAAUUCCAGCGGAGAGGACGUGGCAAAGCGAACCGUCACUAAAAGCGUGAUAGAAAUGGAGAACGGUGAUGACGAGGAGGGAGACUUUGGAGACGAAGAUCUCUUCCAUCAGCAGGGCGAUCCAAAGACCCGAUCCAGAGAAUGUGCCGUCAUGUGAUGGAGCCGCGCACUUUUAGUAUUUUCCUUCCCACAAUUCAGUCUUUUUUGUAGAGCCACUACUUUUGUAUUCUUCGAAUCAUGAGUUCAUAACGCCCCUCCCUCGAUCCUUUAUUUGUACGGACCUCAUUUGUAAAGCCACUUAAUCUUGAGCUGCGACGCUAUUUUUCAGUCGCCGCUCAUCAAUGAAUAGUCUUUCCAGACGUCCCGUAGAAGUCGAAGCGCUUCCGAACGGCGGCGACAUCCCAUUAUGUACCGUUGGCGAAUGCCAUCCGAGAAUGAGUCAAAUGACCUGAAAUUAGAGAGUAUUUGUGCGAGCCGGUGACUAACGAAUCUGCAUAUUCAUGUCAAUGAAUCAUGCAUUUUCUCGUCACUGUGGGGUUAUGAAGGGGGGAAUUAUUUUUGUUCUGUAGUGCACUAUAGCCCGUAACUGACAGCUGUCGCUUAGCGUCCCUUAUGUUUUUGUGCUUCGCCAACCAGAUGAACAGGGUGGAAACGAAACUAGAUUAUUCUAAAUGACCAUCUAAACGUCAUGUGUUUUGAUUCAUGCUUUACAUAGUAUUAUGUAUGUUUGAAUCAGUGACUGAGACAUUUGAGAUCCCUACUCAACCUAAAUGUAUAACAUACACAAAUGACACAUUGUACUCAUCAGGUGCUUUCUGAUGAGUACAAUGUUAAAAGACUUUGAGAAGCUACUCAAGUUAGUAUUCAAAGAAGUUCAAGUUCAUUUAAAUAUUCAAAACGUUUUCAGUUUGAAUGUAGUGUUGAAUGUUAAAUUUGAGUGAAUUUAGCUUGGGAAAAAUGGUUGUUGAAUUCUGCAUUGAAAUUGGACCCGAAUCAGCACACUUUUACAAAAGUACAGAUGCUCGUGCAGAUUAACCAAAGAAAUGGACGAUGCAUGAAACCAAUUUGACUUGUCAAAUUUUCCUUUGUUUCUUGCUUGCUUUGCGCAAUUUGCAAACAUGAGACUGAAUAAACUAAAACCUUUAUUUUAGUUGUCGAAUCCAGUGAGUAAUCUGCAUCCAUCCACCCUGUUGAUUCUGUUGCAUUUAAGUUUUAAAACUCUUUACUUUUUUUAUUUGAAAUGUUUCUCAGACAAUUAUGCAUGCAGCAAAUAUUUUUAUAAGAAACUGAUCUGAGUGUUACUGAGCUCUAGGGUUGACGCUUCAAUUUUUCAGACAAACUGCGUAAUACUGUAGUUUGUUUUUUAGCUACAAUCGUAUAUUUUUGAAAGUUUUUUUUCCUCAGGAUUUUUAAAACCCUAGUGCACAAGACUCUUUAAAUGCAUUUAAAAUUUACAUUAAAGGUCUUAUAAAUUUGUGAAUAUAUUCAGUGCUGUGUGUACAAAAAAUUGACCUGGGAAACAUUUUUAUAAUUUCUUUCUUUUGUAAGGUAAUGCAGUGCAGAACUAUUUUGUUAUUUUAAUGGGGUUAUCAUUAUCUGCGUGUUUACUUUUUAGGGUUCUUUUGAAGGUUCUGCGAGAUCGAAUUGUUUGAUAGUGUAUCAAUUGGGGCAUACAGAAUUGUGUAAAAUUGAAGUGAAAUUAAGCUCAAGUAAAGUUGUAUUUGUGUACAUUUGUUACUUGGCCUCUGAGCUAAUAAAAUCUACCUUUUUGUUUAGUUUUUAACAUCAUGUGACGUGAACGGAAACUGUUUUCUUUGCCAAACACUCCACAUCUGUGAAUUUUAAAUUUAGCUUCUUUUAGUUACGUACACUGUUUUCAAGAGGAAAGUCAUUUCCUUGUUCUUUCAGGUUUUAUUAGACAGGGCUGUGACUUAUGUAACGGAUACAAUGUGCUUUGGUGUAUUUUAAUAAGCUACGAAAUUGUCAAUCUGUCGUAAUAAUCUACUGUAAAGUAAAAAUUGCUAUUUGAACUACCAUCAAAAGCAUACAAAUGUGAGUUUAAGGCUGUAAAAUUGAGCCAUAAAUUGUGAAUUAUGAAUCCAAUUUGUUAGGGGGUAAAUUGUACAAAGUCUUUUGAAGGCCUACAAGAGGAGAGCGCAUGCCAAAAGUGUCUCAUUAAUUGUGAUCAAUUUUACUUUGAUUUGUCUUUUUUUGUAUGCAA